This is a messenger RNA of Cavia porcellus (domestic guinea pig), 7936 nucleotides long. RefSeq names its product carboxypeptidase N subunit 2 (gene Cpn2). Gene Ontology annotation, cellular component: extracellular matrix; membrane. The transcript has 2 exons. Gene Ontology annotation, biological process: G protein-coupled receptor signaling pathway. Bases 4137 to 5765 code for a protein of 542 amino acids. The record is from RefSeq and is a predicted model, not a curated record. Gene Ontology annotation, molecular function: follicle-stimulating hormone receptor activity; protein binding. NCBI's taxonomy places the organism in Eukaryota, Metazoa, Chordata, Mammalia, Rodentia, Caviidae.
AGCUGGCUGUGGUCAGGCAGAGCCUAUGGGUUCCACGAGCUGAGGACACUGUGUAACACCAGCAGACCAGGACACAGAGUGUCACCAGGCACGGCGGUGCACACUUGGAAUCCCAGCUGUCGGGAGGCUGAGGCAGGAGGAUUGCCAUGAGUUGGAGGCCAGCCCAGGCUAUUUGUGUGUUUGAGGUCAGCCUGAACUACACAGUGUAACGGUCUCAAAAACAAUACACACACACACACACACACACACACACACACUCACACACGACCCUGUGCCCUUGCUUUUUACCACUGUGCUGGCCUUCUGGCCGCAGUGUGCUCUUAGCAGGGACUAGGUUUUGUCCCUAAGUCCCCAGCCAGUCCUUGUGGAAGCCCAGCGGCCAGGCGUGGAGGAGAAGCUGUGGGUAUGGACAGGACGGAGGCUCUGGCCAGCACAGGGGAUCGCAGGACACCCCGAGAGCCCUGACAUCAUAUGCAGGCUGGGAAGCCUGUGCACCCACCUCCCCUUCCUCCAGCAAACCACAGCUGCUCGGAGGCCCCUCUGCCCGCCUUUUAUGGGCAUGAUGUGCCUGUAUCUGUUUGUAAUUUUCAUCUCCAUUUGGGGAAAGAGAAAUAGCUCGCAGAUGAGAUCUUUGCACCAGGCAUCCAAAUCUAACAGGAAUCCCGCUAGAGCCACGGUGAGGUUCCCCAUGAGCAUGAGUCAGCCAGCAGCCAUGCCUCAGCGCCGCCCCAGGGAGCAGCGAGGCACACACGGGCAGGUCCCACGGGAGCUCCUCUGCCCAAGGUCUGGUUAUGUGUUGUGCGGUCCAGGGCGUCUCCUCCCUUGAGUUCCGCUCACAUGGAUAGUGCCUUCCUGCUACAUGUGUUCACACACGUUUAAGGUGUUAUGCUGGCCAGGCGCUGUGGCUCAUGCCUUUAGUAAUCUCAGCUGACCAGGAGGCUGAGCAGGAGGAUCCCAAAUUUGAGGGCAGCCUGGGUCACUUAAGGAGGCCGUGUUUGGUAAUGUAGCUCAGUGGUAGUGUGCUUUCAGAGCGCAUGGGAGUCCUUGAAUUAAACCUCUAGUUCUGGAAAGCGGCAUCACAUACAAUGCAAUGUAUAUCUUUCUCGGGAAAACUGGAGUUUAGAAGUAAAAACAGUGGUGUUAGAGAAUUUCAGGUUUCUGUGUCACUCAGGAAAGAAUGUCAGCUGAGCCCAGGGUCCCUAAUGGUCAGUGUCAGAUGUGCCACCUGGUCUGCCCUCGUGGGGUGUGUCGUCUGGUUAGGUUGGGCACAAGCCAGGAAUCCCCCUCCCUACGGGGAGGGAGCGUGUGCAGCUCUUGGGGCUGGAGUGAGGUGCUUCCUGCUCCCCGAGAGAGCAGUGGACAGUGUGCAGGCCCCUUCCUCCUGUACCCAAGGCUUCUAGGCCCUCUUUCUGGUCACCAGUGGCCUUGUGUGGUGUGGAGGCUGGGAUCAAGGUUGCAGGAAAGGAGUGAAAUGCAUCUAGGACCACCAAGAGUUUGGUUUUGUUUUGCUUUUUUGAGACAGGGCUGUGUGGCCAGGGCUGGCCUGGAACUUCAGAUGAUCCUCCUACCUCAGCCUCCUGAAUGCUGGGGUUCCAGGCGUCCACCAUCACACCCUAGGACUUCUGCUUUGAAAAGCACUCGCUGUGCACAGUGCCUUCAGAGCUCUCUAUGAGCUCCGACUUGAACCCUCCGGACAGCACUGAUGCGAGAACCACCUUUACCCCUGGAUACAGCCCGAGACUGCUUGCUUGCUCUUCUGCACGCUCUGAAAUCUGAAUUGAGUUUAUGUCUCUCUCCAACCCCUGUACAAGAACUCUAGGCCAUUGGGGACCUUUGGAAAGAGGGUGUUACCUUCCGGGGCCCCCACAAUCUCAGUCACUGGGGUCUCACUCAGUCCACUGGGCCACAAGCUUGAUAAACACAGGGAAGGAUCGUGCUUGUCCACUGAAGGGGAAACCGCGCCCUCUCCUGGGAUCUCUGGCUGUGUGUGUCCCUUUUGUCCUCGUAGGACACAGAAGCAGGACUGAGUUCUUAGAACACUUCCUGGACAGCCACACUGGUGAUUCCCCACAGCACUCAGGAGGCUGAGGCAGGAGAAUCGCAGUGACACAAGGCCACCUUGGGCCACCUAGUGAGUUCACGGUCAGCCUGGACUAGGUAGUGAGACCCUGUCUGGAACAAACAAGCAGACAGCGGGGGUGGUGGUGGUGCUGCUGCUUCUGAGUGAUGUCCUGUCCCAUCCCACUCGCUUCUCCCCAGGGGAAGCCCCGCUGGGCAGGACGGGGUUCAUCUCCUGCUCAUGUCCUGCUUGAUGCCAGAAUUGGUAAUACGCGGUCUGCACUGCAGCUUGUGCUCCCUGUGGGUGCUGAGGGCCGUGAGCCUGUUUUCUGCUCCCAUCCGUGGCUCGCCUGGGACCUGGAUGGGUCCCUGGGGACAGUGGCCCCAGGCUGAGUGGGGUGCAGAAAGUGAGUGGAGCCUGACAGAGGUGUGGCAGAAACACUGUGGCAGGGAGUUAAGAAUGGGACAAUGGGAGGUAUUCCCUGGGGCAGAGCACUUACCUGUCCCUGGAUUUGGCCCCUAGUUCUGUUAAAAAACAAAAACAAAAAACCUUUUUCAUGAGCCAGCUUAGGGGCACACAACUGUGAUCCCAGCACUCAGGAGGCUGAGGCAGGAGGAUCUCCAUGAGUUUGGGACCAGCCUGGGCUAACACAGUCGAGUUCAAAACCAGCCUGAACUAUGUAGACCCUGUCUCAAAAAACCAAACCAAACCAAACCAAACCAAACCAAAGAAAAGAAAACAACAAAAGAAAAGAGGAAGAGGGUGCUUAAGGUGGGAUACGCAUUUUCACUGCUAGGGAACCAGCAGCUGCAUCCUCUGGGCCCCAGCUCCAAGACUGUAUGGACCAAGGUGACCCUGGGAGCCCAGGUGUCCCUGGUGUCUGGGUCCCAGGGCUGCCAUACUGCGGUGCAGGGAGGUGGCCUGCUGGGAGUGGGCUGCACAAUAUUUUCACAGUCUCUGUCUCUGUGUCUCUAUCUCUUUUUCUUCAGUACUGGCGAUGGACCCCAGGGCCUUUGCACUGAGCUAGGUCCCCAGCCCUUUUCUAUUUUUACUGUUUACACUUGAGAUAGGGUCUCGUUAAAUUGCUCAGUUGGUCAGGUAGGGCUCCAACUUGAGAUCUUCCUGCCUCAGUCUCCUAAAGCUACAGCCUCUGCCAACCUGCUUAGCUUCCCACACUUUAUGUUCCAGGCAGGCAGACCUCUGGUGCAGGAGGCUGGGUCAGGACAAGGGUCAGUAAUGUUCUUCCUGUUCCAGGCCUGCACCCCACAGUGAGGGGGCGGGGCCUUGUGGAUCGCCCUUAAACUGCUGAGAUGUGUUGUAGGAUCUUGGGUCAUGGCGGUGGGGGGGGGGGCGUGUUUUGAUCACCUCUGUCCUGGAAGGUGCCUGGAGCCUUCACGCACAUCUCCCUGCACCUGCACAAGGCGCCUGGGCUCCUUGCAGCGCCCCCGAUUUGAUUUUGCGCACACACACACACACACACACACACACACACACACACACACAAGUCAUGCACACUCUUCCCUCUGCUGGUUGACACCUCCAGAUGGGCCUGUCCCCACCUCCGGAAGCUGCUGCUUUUGUUCCUGGCUGUCCUUCACACAAGUGUCCCUCUGUAUAUUGGGACGGAUUCGCUUCUUGUAACUCUCCCCCGUGAGUCCGGAAAGGCUUUGGGAGGCUCAGUCAGUGAAGCCUUCACAGACAGAACACAGCCACACCCCUCUUAGGGUUCUCUCGGGGCUAGGGGAGCUAGGCAGGUGCCUGGGGCUGAGUGGGACACCUCGCCCAGCAUAGUGGGGGGCAGUCUAGCCCCUUCAGGCCUCAAUGGUGCCACAUCUGUGACUCUUUGUGGGAUUCGACCCCACCAGGCAUCUGUCCAUGGGGUCAUUUUGUAAUCUUCAGACCUUGCCCUGUGGCCUUGGUGACAUUCCGGGAACACUUAGGCCAUGUCAGGGGAGGAACUACUGCCUGGAACUUUGAUCAGGGCUGGGGGUGGCUUCCGCUGACGACGGGCCACACUGGACGCCCCUCUGCUCCCAGAAGAACCAGGUCGCUGUCCCCACCGGCUCAGGGCCUCACGAUGAUGCCUGCUGGUACCUGGCUGUGUUGGGCCUCCCUCCUGCUCCUAGCUGAACCGUCCCAACCCUGCCCCAAGGGCUGUGACUGUUUCGCGCACGAGGUGUUCUGCUCUGAUGAGAGGCUGACCGCCAUCCCUCUGGACAUCCCGCCGGACACUACAGAUAUCGUCUUUGUGGAGACCUCGUUCACUGAGGUGGAACCGGGGGCCUUCAGUGGCAGCCCCAACCUCACCAAGCUGAUCUUCCUCAGCACGCCUCUCCAGAGCUUCAGGCCCGGUGCCUUUGCAGGGCUGCGCCAGCUGCGGGACCUGGAGGUCACCGGUAGCACCUUCAACCUUAGCGGUGACACCUUUGCCAACCUGACCUCGCUGGUCCAGCUCACCCUGAGCUUUGAUGAGCUGGACACCCUGCCUGAGGGCCUGUUCCUCGGCUUGGACAUCCUGGAGUCUCUCCAGCUGCAGGGGAAUCAGCUGCAGACCCUGCCCCUGGGCAUCUUCAGGCCCCUUCGGAGUCUGCGGUCCCUCAAUCUGGAGCAGAACCGCCUGGCCCGGCUCCCAGCUGGGCUGCUGGACCCACUCUCUGGCCUGCGGUUCCUGAAGCUCAGUGACAACAAACUGUCCCAGGGCCUCCCCCAGGGUGUCUUUGCCACCCUGGGCAGCUUGGAGGAGCUCUUCCUGGAUAACAAUGGCCUCCGAGAGCUGUCCCCGGAGCUGCUCUCAGGGCUCUUCCGCCUGGAGCGGCUGUGGCUGCAGCACAAUGCCAUCAGCCACCUGCCGCCCUCUGUCUUCUCUGACCUGGGCAGCCUGACAGCCUUGAGCCUGCAGGGCAACGCCCUGCGCACGCUGCCCGCUGGGCUGUUCGCCCACAGCCCGCACCUUCUCAGCCUGUCCCUGUCUCACAACCAGCUGGUGACAGUUGAGGAGGGCGCCUUCACCAACCUGUCCAGCCUCACGUUCCUCACGCUCUCACACAACGCCAUCGUGCAGCUCCCCGCCGGGGUCUUCCGGGACCUGCGGAAGUUGGUCAAGCUGUACCUGGGUAGCAACAACCUGACAGCCCUGCCCGUCAGCCUCCUCCACAACCUGUCCAACCUCGAGCUGCUCAGCCUGUCCCGGAACCAACUGAGCACGCUGCCCAAGGGCCUCCUCCGUGCCAACUACAACCUCUUCAACCUCGCCCUGCACGGCAACCCCUGGCAGUGCGACUGCCACCUGGCCUGGCUCUCAAGCUGGCUGCGCAUUUGGAGUGACCAGCUGCUCCACACCCGCACCUACUGUGCUGGGCCUGCCCACCUGCGUGGCCAUGUGGUGCCCACCUUGAAGGAAGAGGAUCUGGUGUGCCCUGCCUCCGGCUACCCGAGACUGGACCCCAGGGUGGCUGGGCGAGGCUGGGGCCCAGGGGUGCAGGACAAGGGGGCCCCAAGCCGCUGCACCUACAGGAACGCAGAGGGCAGUGUGGUGCUUGCCUGUGACGAGACCCACUGUCGCUGGCUGAAUGUCCAGCUGUCUCCCCGGCAGGGUGAGGGCUUCCUGGCCAUGACGUACAAUUCCAGUCAGGGCUGGGACCUGAGGUCCAGCUGUGGCUCCGUGAGGGUCACCGUGUCAAUCGGGAAUCUGGCAGCAGAGCCCUAGGGGCACACAGAGCUGGGAGCCUGGGCAGGUGGGGAUCUGAGGGAGUGAGUCCCAGAAGCUUCGGCUUUUUGGGUGCAAGGGCGUGGUUGCAUGUCCAGGGCUGGGGAGGUCGGGCCCGGUUCCCUCUUCUUCCCUUUCUGCUCUCCUCUCAAAAUCUAAGACUGAUCAAGGCCUCCUAGUGCCUUUUGAAUGCCCUUGAGCGCUGCGCCAAGGUCAGAGAACAGCCCCUCCCCCACGUCCCCAUCCUGGGGUUUCCUCUUAUUUAAUCCUGGUCCGCUGUCUCCCUACAGCAUCCUAGCAGGGAGGGACAAUCACCACUAUCCCAAUUACACACCCUGAAAGCCCAGGUUUUCCCUGCCCAAUUCAAAAGCCAGAUAUCUCUUCAGGCUUCUUUAUUCUAAAGGAUCCGAGGACAAACAGGGGCGGUGGGUGCAGAGGUGGCAGGAGCUGGGCCUGGCCUGGUUUCCUGGGAGGAAAUAGCGGGGACCAUGUCCACCUCCUCAGCUGCAUGCAGGUGAAACUGAGGCAGGACCGUGCCCCAGGAAGGUCAGCAUAGCUCCAGGCCUGGUGGCCUGAAGCCCAGAGGGCAGCAAUGGCUUUGCCGGCUGGGCACCGGAGGGCAGCUCCCUGAGGGGAAGGACGAGGACCCAGGUGACGGGAGGUGGCGGCGGGGCAGCCUGCUCUGCUUCGCGGCUUGCUCGUAGGGCCUGGUUCUGUGGGCUCCGCUGCGGCUCUCAUUCUUCCUCCUCUGGGGCACCUCUCCUGACCCAGCCCUCUCACCUGUCACUCCCCCUGCUGCCACCUGUACCCGGCCUCCUCAGGGCUCCUGCUGCCCCCUCACACAGCCCUGAGCCGGAGGCCCCUGGACACCAGUGCGCCCCAUCUCCAUCUGGGGCUCAGCGUGGCAGCCCUGCAUUCCAGCAUCAGCCCCAGCAUCUGGGCCAAGCUUUGUCCCCUCUCCUCCUAGGUCCCCACUCCCCCUAGGUCCCCAUGCAGGACCUGGAGGCUCUGGGAUCAGCAUUUUCCUGCCCCCACCCAUCUGGAGGGCCGGUUUCAGGGCUUCCAUCUUUCCUUCUACAGCCCUGCUGGGCGCCCUGGACUGGACAUGGGGCAGUGGCUGGGUAGACAGGCUGGGGUGGGGGUGGCCUGAGGCCCAGUGCACCACCUGCAGCUCAGGGUUUGGGAGGACACUGGGAAAGAACACAGGAAACAUAAAGAACCCUGCCUGUGUGGGCGCCAGAGCUCAGAGGAGGCCCAGCCUCAGGUGCCAAGCGUCUUGGGGAACCUGCAGGCUGCUUGAGGCUCAGUGGGGGCACAGGUGCCCUGGGCAGGAGAAAGGAGUGGAGCGGGAGGUGGGGACUGGCACAGGCAGAGGCCGGGCCAGGCCGCUGGGGUUGGGGCUACGCCGUGGGGCUGGGCGCUGGGAGCCGACUGCUCCGUGGGAUGUGUGUGCAGAGGGCACCGUGGUGCUGCAGGUGGCCCGCGAGGUCUGAGGGUGGGACGCCCUGGAGGAGGCCAGGCCUCGCACACGGGUGGGCAGAAGGCCUGGCCUCGAACCCCAGAAUGGACUGGGGCAGCCGCUGUGGAAAUCCACGUGGAGAAUCCUCAAAACCAAAACUAGAAGUUCUGUGCCAUCCAGCCAGUCCCCUCUAAGCAUCUCCCGGAAAGCGUUAAAAGCAUCCAGUGAGUGUGAUCCACACACACCUCUGUUUACAGCAGCACUGUGCCUAAGAGCUGAGUCCUGGCAACAGCCCACAAGCUGCCAGCAGCGGGACGGAUAAAGAAAAAUGUGCUUACACACGGUGGAGCCCUGCUGGUCCACAAGGAGGGAUAAACCUGUGCCAUUCGCAGGAACACGGGUGCAUCUUGAGACCAGAAGUCUAAGUGAAAUAAAGGAGACACACAAGCUUAGAUAUCCCAUGGCUUCCUUUGCUAUGAGAAACCCAAUAUAUAAAUAAACUAAAGGGCAAAAUAAAGAGCAGAUAAUAGGAAAGGGAGGGAGACCUUUUGCAAACAGGGAGGGGCUGGGGAGACAGGGAGGAGGAGGGAGGAGGGAAGGAUGCGCAAGGACCUGAAACGGGUUAUUUAUGCGCCUGCACCAACUCGCCUCGAGGGUGGUAGUCACUGUGCUCCGCAAACGUGCACUAAUAAAAAUAACACUGGACAUGAAA